Adineta ricciae is the source of this 963-nucleotide messenger RNA. NCBI's taxonomy places the organism in Eukaryota, Metazoa, Rotifera, Eurotatoria, Adinetida, Adinetidae. The record is from the annotation of a GenBank genome assembly.
AUGCACUGUUCUCAUUUUAAUAAUCUAUUACGUAAAUCUGCUACUCGGCUUGACACAUUAUAUUUGGUUGAAGACGAUCCAGAAGCGAUGCUCGGUCCACCGAAAAACACUCUCUCAACUCAAUUUCUGAUUAUGAAAUCAUCGUCAGAUAAUUUCAGAGAAAGACAAGCGAUCCGAUUAACUUGGGGCGACAGGAAUCGCUUGAAAACGAAAGGAGACUUUCGAUUGGCUUUUGUUCUAGGAACGGAUGUACACAAUAGAAGUAUUGAAGAUGAAGCGAAUCAAUACGGUGAUAUUAUCCAAAUUGACAAAAAUGAUUACUACUAUUACAGUUCAUACAAAAUGAUCAUGAUGCUGCGAUGGAUGACUAGUUAUUGUACAUCUCAAUCGCAUCGAACUUCGUACUUGGAUCUUCGAAAUUACGUUCUAUUCGUCGACGAUGACUAUUAUGUCGAUACUGAUGCUUUAUUAUCAUAUAUAAGUCGUCUUGAUAGAGAUCCUGAUAUUACCACAUACGAAAGACGAACGUUUAUCACUGGUGAAGUCAUUGAACAAUCUCGACCUCAUCGAUCAGCUAGUGAUCGAUAUUUCGUUUCGCUCAAUGAUUAUCCGUACGAUCGUUAUCCAGCAUAUGUAUCAAGUGGAUGUUUUCUAAUGACACGAUACAAUGCCCGGUUAUUUUAUAUUGCAUCGAAAUAUGUUCAUUUAUUUAGUUUUGAUCAUAUUUAUAUGGCGCUCAUUGCGUAUUCGAUGUCGAUCAAUCCAAUUCCGAAUAAUGACCUUUUUCUAACAUCAACUUCGUUGUCGAUGAGCGAAAAAAUACUAUCGGCGAGAUGGAGAGAUAUAUUCAAGAGAAAAGACGAUUUACAUACGGGGAAACCUCCGAUUUGUAUGCAUGGAUAUAGUGCUGAGAAAUUGAUCGAUAUUUGGGAGUUCAUUCACCGAAUGAAUAUCACUGCUUAA